Molecule: messenger RNA, 676 nt
Organism: Lutra lutra (Eurasian river otter)
Lineage: Eukaryota; Metazoa; Chordata; Mammalia; Carnivora; Mustelidae
Gene: IL17B
Product: interleukin 17B
Exons: 3
Coding region: 49-591 (180 amino acids)
Biological process (GO): inflammatory response
Cellular component (GO): extracellular region
Molecular function (GO): cytokine activity
Source: RefSeq, a predicted model, not a curated record
GCACCUGGGGUUCCAGGCGGGCGGCAGCUGCAGACCAGCCUCGCGGGGAUGGACUGGCCGCACAGCCUGCUGCUCCUUCUCACCCUCUCCAUCUUCCUGGGGCUGGGCCAGCCCAGGAACCCCAAAGGCAAGAGGAAGGGGCCAGGGCGGCCUGGAACCCUGGCUCCAGGGCCUCACCAGGUACCGCUGGACCUGGUGUCCCAGGCGAAGCCGUAUGCCCGCAUGGAGGAGUACGAGAGGAACCUCGGGGAGAUGGUGGCCCAGCUGAGGAACAGCUCCGAGCCGGCCAGAAGGAAGUGUGAGGUCAACCUGCAGCUGUGGCUGUCCAACAAGAGGAGCUUGUCGCCCUGGGGCUACAGCAUCAACCAUGACCCGAGCCGCAUCCCUGCAGACCUGCCGGAGGCGCGGUGCCUGUGUCUGGGCUGCGUGAACCCCUUCACCAUGCAGGAGGACCGCAGCAUGGUGAGCGUGCCCGUGUUCAGCCAGGUGCCCGUGCGCCGCCGCCUCUGCCCGCUGCCGCCACGCACUGGACCGUGCCGCCAGCGCGCGGUCAUGGAGACCAUUGCCGUGGGCUGCACCUGCAUCUUCUGAACCGGAGGCUGUGGAGAGCCAGAGACCGCCCUCCCGGUGCUCCCACUCCAAGUGAGGCCCGUCAGAAGUAAAUGCUGUCUUUCGU